Molecule: messenger RNA, 4815 nt
Organism: Effrenium voratum
Lineage: Eukaryota; Dinophyceae; Suessiales; Symbiodiniaceae
Source: the annotation of a GenBank genome assembly
AUGACGACUCCAGCUUUAUCUUCCUUCAGCAGGCACAAGCAAGAAUGCAUCCGCGAGCAGCUGGUGAAGCUGAUUCAGGGCAUGCUGCAGGGCAGCGCCAGUGCCGAAAACGAGGAGACUUUGAUUUGGUGCAUGGAGCGCUUGAACCAGCACCGUUUCCUGGAUACCAACACUUCAGACGUAAAGCGCGAUGUUGCCGGCCUGCUCGAGAAACUCCAAGUACAUUCGCAAAUUGAAGCGGCCCAAUACUUGGAGGAGCAGUACAAGGCGCUGAUGCGAAGUCGCUUGAGCUGCAAAUACACAGUGGAGCCGCACUCCGCGGUGCUGCGCGCAAUGCUUUUGUUGGCGCGCCAGCCCACACUUGUGCCCCCACGGGUGGUGCGGUCCCUUCGCAGCAUCUACGAGGGCCGUAAGCAGCGGUGGAGCCAACAGCAGCGGCAGAUCAGCGAGCAGGCGGAGGACAGAAAGAUGCUGCUGGAGCUGGAGCUGCGCCAGGUUGCAGAAAAUGCCUGCGAGGACUGGGAGGAGGCAUGGGUUGUGGCUGACCUGGUGGAUGAUGGCUCCCCACAAAGCAUGGGCACUGGCUGUGGGUUGAGUCAGACUUCCGAAAGCGUGGCUACAGCUACAGAGGGUGAUGACGUGUCUGAUGAAGACAACAAUAUCCCGCCCGAUGCUCAUCUUGGUCACAUCUUUCCAAAGGGGCUCUUGCCUCGGCAGCCGUGGCAGCUUGCCCUGGAGGCGCAUGCAGUGUCCAUCGCAGAAGACGCGUUGCUCCGCAUGGUGCUGCAAAUGCUCGGCGGAUCCUACGGGGACUUGGUGUUUUUGGACCCCAGCGGAUCUCUGACAUGGCGCAACGUGCAGCUGCCAGGCGUGAGCGCCGAGGCGACGGGUGCGCUGCUGCAGAGGCUGGCAGACCUGGGCUCGCUGCUGCGGCGCCUCCGCGCCGUGGUGGCCUUGAUCGAGGCCUUGGCGCCGCCAUUUGCUUCCAGCGGUUUGCUUCAGGCACUCGGCCAGGGCUUGAGGGAUGGAUCGCUGGCGACCGUUUCGGGACUUGUACAGCUGGCCGAAAUGGAAGAGUCCGGACUGGUAGAGCAGCCGAACAAUGUGACCGACGUGCAUGCUUUUGGCUUGUGCUGGCAAAGCGUUGGUCUGACUCUGUCGGAGUUCCUCGCUGAGUUCGCCAAGAUGCUGCAGAAGAUUGAAACCAGGCAGACGCAGAUGACGUUGAUGAAAGCGCUGGGGGCCCUGGAGCCGUGGCUCCGCGCAGGCGCCGCCCUUGAGCAGAUCUUAGACAACAUCUUGGCGUCCGCCUGUAAGCGCAGCAGCCUGCGCUCCUCGUCCUUGCCUGCGGCAGUGACUGAGGAGCUGUUGCGUGGAGUGAGCAUGGUCGCCCGCAGCCAGAACUUAUGCGCCAGCUGCACAACCAAAGCUGCAGCUGAGCCGUCCUGGGUCCUGCAGGACUUGUGGUGUGGAGCUGCACGGCCGUUGCUGAGAGUGGCUGAGCAGUGGGGCACACUGGGGGAGCUCCACGAUCCCUGCAGCGAGUUCAGCAACGAGCUACAGGUCCUUCCGGUGCUUCCACGCUCAGUAGCAGCGGGCCGGCACGUACGCGACCUCCGUGAUUGGGCACAGGUGACGCAAACGGGCCUAACGCGCAGUCCAGCAGAGGAGCUUGCCAGCUUGCGCAGCUUGUCUGGAGCGCCGAGCGCGAGUUCGACUGGGCAGCAAUCGCAGGAACGGUUCGUGCCAUUCGAGGCUGCGCUUCACGAGCGAAUCCUUGGCCCACUCCACCGCAUGACGGAGUCUGCUGCAAGGCCACUGCUGAUGCGGGUUUUGCAGGAUCAGAAUGGAUUGCUUCACCAUUUGGCAGCCAUCCGCCUGGUGGCAUUCCUGGAGCGUGAAAGCGCUGUUGGCUCACUGGUGAGCAGGCUCUGCGAACAGUUGCCAGUUGUCCAGCGUGGUGUUGAUGCAUCGCUCAUGGACAUCUCAGCUGCACUGGAAGAGGGCCUUGAGCGGACCCGCCGAGCCGGAUCUUGGCCCAGAACGAGGCACAGCGCCGCGCCCGCCGCGCCCGCCGCGGUUGCAGAGCUUUGCCUGAAGCAUCUGUCGUUACGAUUCACCGUGGGCUCUCGGGAUUGCUUCGCCUUGGAUCGUCUGCAACUGGUCUACGUGGCGCCACCGCCGCUGGACCAAAUCAUUGACACGUCAGCUGUGGGAAGCUACUCGGCUGUUUGGGUCCUGCUGCUGCGCCUGCGUGCAGCCCAAGCUGCUCUCUCGGAGGUCCAUGGGCUGCCACUCUUCGGCUUUGGCAACAGGUCCGCCCGGCAGGUGCCCUCGCUGGCACCGCUGGCGCACCUUUGCGAUCUUCUCCGCUUAGAGCUGGGGCACUUCCUGUCCUGCCUCGAGCACUACGUGCGGGUUGAUGUUUUGCAAAAGGAGUCUUUGGCCCUGGAGCGCGGUAUCCGGAGUCUGGUGAGCGAGGCUUUUGACGGCAUCACUGGCAGUCGCCGUGGCUUUGCGAAAGUCUUCCAGGAAUCGCUGAGUUCGGCAGACAUCUUGCAGGGAGCGCAGAGGUUGCACCGCCAGUUCUUGGAGAACAUUCUUCAGGCUUGUUUGCUGGCCCCGGAAUUGAGCACCAUCCUUGCGGACCUUCAUCGGCUGCUGGCUAUGGCAGUGCAGCUGAAGGAUGCUUUGGAGCAGCUGCUGCGUCGACUUCCAGGCUUUCUGGCGAGGCCAAAGCGGGAGGUCGCCGAUUUGGCAGUGGAGGUACUGUGCACAGGGAUGAAUGCCGCUGACAAAGCUUCAGCAGAGGGUUUACAACCCAACGCCCAAGUUGCGGCAGCCGCAGACGCCGCUGCUGGUGCUGCAGUGUUGGCCAAGAUGACAAUGGAAGAGCAGCUGGCCUUGGCCUCAGCCGCAGCCGCCAAGACUGCCGCGGGCCGCGGCAUCUCCCGUGAUGAUGCGGCAGACAUUGCUGCCGCCUGCUCGGAGAGGCUCACCCAGAGCUAUGGCUUGGAGUACCAGGCGCGGGCUGCGGAUCUGAGUGCCGUGGUGGCCGGUAGCCUGGUCUCGGCGGAAGCCGGGGAGGGCCCCGUGGCAGCUGCACUGGAGGCGGCGGAGGCCAUGCGGAUGGCGGGCAGCCUGCCACGGGAGCAGCUGAUGGCCGCGGCCGACGCGGGCGCGGACGCCGCGGAACCCGCGGAACCCGCGGAUGCCGCGUCGACGGAGUUGCGGCUGGUGGCGGCAGCGGUGGGCCUGGGCCGAGCAGCGGAUGUGGCAGGGGUCCCUUUGGCACAAGCCUUGGAUGUGGCCGCGGACUUUGCGGCGCAAGCUCUGAAGAAGGAGGUGGAGGAGGAGGUUCUGGCCAGGCUUGCUGCCGUUACACGCGCGUCCAUGGCGCUGAAGGCGAAGGAGCCUUUGGAGAUGCAGCCUGAGCCGAGCCAGGUCAGGGAGGGCAUGCCCAGUGGCGAAAGUCAACUACGGGCAGCUCUGGAGGUGCCGUACUGGCCGCAUGAUGCAUCGGCAAUGGCGGUCGUGGUUGUAGGAGGUGGCAUCGUAGGAGUGACAGCCGCCUUUUAUUUGCUGAAACGGGGCAAGAAAGUGACGCUGGUUGAGAAGUGUGACAUUGCCUGCCACUCCUCGGGGAAGGCUGGCGGGUUUUUGACGGAUGGCGACUCUGGGUGGCACAGCGGCUCCAUUGGCCGCUUGGCCAAGCGGUCCUUUGCGCUCCACGAGGAGCUUGCGAAGGAGCUGGGCGCUGAGCGCAUUGGAUACCGACGGGUGAAGUGCCUGGGCCGUGGGAGACAGGGGACGGUGCAGCCUGCGUGGCUACACAGCGAUUACCAGAAGGACAUGGGCAAUGAGAGCGGUUUGGCUCAAGUAACACCCUACAAACUCAUGGAUGCUUUGAAGGAGGUCAUCACAAAGCAGGGCUGCGAAAUCAUCAUAGGGAAGGCCGUCGGCGUCGAAAUUGAGAAGGACACUGUCAAGGCGCUGAAAGUGCUUCAAAAUGGGCGAGAAACCACGCUCCCCUGUGCUGCUGUGAUUCUUGGCAUGGGCGUGUGGGCAAGCGAAGUCGGGGCGUGGUUCCCUGACAGCACAUUACCUCGAAGAACUGUCUCAAGUCGCUAUACAAGCGUUAUUUGGGAUGAUAUAGAAGUAGGAAAGGAUGCAACAAUGAUUUUCACCAUGGGGGACGAGCAUACGGAGAUCUAUCCGCGAACCAACGAGUGCUACGCGAACGGCUGCCCAUGCAAUACAGAUGUGCCGGACAAUCCCUUGGACAUACAACCUCCAAGUGAGGAAAUUGAGAAGGUGAAAGCAGAAAGCAUUGCGGCUGUGCCACGUCUGAAAGAUGCAAAGGUUAUUCGGUCCACCGCAUGCUUCUUGGCUGGCUCUGAUGAUAAUCGUCCCGUCGUUGGGCGGGUGCCCAAGACUGCGAAUGCCGUCGUAGCAUGCGGUGGUGGCUGCUGGGGCAUCCUGAACGGCCCCGCGAUGGGCGAAGCAGCUGCUGCCUUGGCGUGCUGGGAGGAGCCAGCGCUGGACAUCAACGCCUUUGACCCCAUGCGCUUCGAUAGCUCCUACGUACCGGCCUUUCAGCGGGGCUUGCCGCCGAAGCUCCUGGCGUUGGUGGCUCAAAAUCCAGAUCUGGCGGAAGCCUUUCAGCAGAACCCGGAAGGGAUUAUGGAAUUGCUGGCUCGCAUGCAAGACUGAGUCGCCCUUCUUGAGGGAAGCUCGGAUGGCCAAAGCCUUGCCCUUCGACUGCUCGAGUACAAGGGCGCCAAAGAGCGGAGCCCUGCAAGAGUCAGUGCAGAC